This is a messenger RNA of Drosophila ananassae, 4367 nucleotides long. It is a transcript of the gene Tgi, whose product is annotated as nascent polypeptide-associated complex subunit alpha, muscle-specific form. The transcript is spliced from 3 exons. NCBI's taxonomy places the organism in Eukaryota, Metazoa, Arthropoda, Insecta, Diptera, Drosophilidae. The coding region runs from base 2333 to 4000 and encodes 555 amino acids. Gene Ontology annotation, molecular function: transcription coactivator binding. Gene Ontology annotation, biological process: negative regulation of DNA-templated transcription. The record is from RefSeq and is a predicted model, not a curated record.
UUUUUCAUACACGGUACUCAUGUGGUACGAAGGUGUUUUGAGUUUAUUCGAAUGCAGGAGGAGAUGGGGACAAGGGUUGUUACUUUAAUGUUUAAUAAAAAGGGAAGGUGUGGUUAGAAUAAAAUAAUAUAAAAUUAUAUUCUUUGAAAUUCAUGCUUUAAAAUUAUAGUUUUUAUUACUUUAACUUAAUUGUAAGAACAUCUAUGUGUAUUUUUUAUCUUCACAACUUACUAUUGGCAACUUAUAACUUGCAAACUCAAAAUACCUUUCAAAGUACUUCGUGCGGAUGAAUCUUUUUUCAGCGUUGUGACUCGAAAAGAGCCAUCAAAACCAAAAACCCCCUUCCCAUGUAUAGGUCAUGUGUAAAGUUCAAUUACACAGUUUGGUAAACAUAUUAAGUGCGAAAGAACAGAACGAAACACUUCCCAGAAAACAAUUAGAAAUGCCUUCCUGCCCCACUCGUUUUCAGCCCAGAAUCAGGCGGCUUCAGUAAACUGAUCGCUGGUCUGGUUAGGAUAGCUGGUAUUGGAUCCACAGGGUCAUCCCGUAGAAUAGCUGUAGGUCGAUGCAUUCCCAUGGUGGCUUCGGAUCGGUCAUAUUGGUGUCAUUUCUGCAAGCCCGCUGUUGCCCUCACACUUACGUGCCAACGUCAAUGGGCAGGUCGUGUUGCAACGGCCUGAGUAAACAUUAUAAUGAGCCCCGAUGCAGUGACCGGGCCCAUACAAAAAAGAGCGGAAAACAAACACAAAAGUGCGCCCACACUAUGUGGUGCCUCGGCCCAACCUAUUCGAAGUCCCAGUUCCCAAUUCGCAGUUUGCAGCUCGCAGUUCCGCCCCAAGAGCCGAGUUCAAGCCCGCACGCCCGGACUGUGGCCAAUUCGAAGUGCUGCCAUUUCGUUACCCUUUUGCCCAAUUUUCCAAGCAUCAAUGGGCGCGCCGAGAAGGAGGGCGUGGCCGCCACAUCCUACGAAACAGGCCUGGACCCACCAGCCUCCACCCCUCCACCUCCACCUCCGCGUGGUCUUCGGCCAGCUUUCAGUUGUACUUUUUCAAUUACCAAAUCACAAAGCGAGCGUAGAUCUGAGCCCCGACCAGAACUGCCGGAGAGAGGGCCACGGAGCCAAAACGGAAAUUGGUAAGAAAAGAGCCAAAACAAAAACAUCUUGAGCGGCACUGUCUUGGGGGCCUGCUGGGACCCCAGGUCUCCACAUCCACUGGAGACUUGCACCUCGGGUUCGGUAAGCUCUGACGACGACGGCGACUUCGGCAAGAGUCGGGAACCGAAGACCAAGCUUCGCCACUCGAAAGCCGAAAGACGAAAGCCCCAAGCCCCAAGCGAGCCCCAAUCGCAAUCUUCCAGUCGCCGUUCGCCGUCGAUCAGUUCGAGUUUGUCCGUGGAAGCCAUCAGUCCGCCGAGGAACGUCGUGGUCGCUGCAGUUAGAGUCGUAGUUGCGCCGCCGUCGCUGCCAGCAGAACGUGCCCCAAGUCCAGUGCGCGAGUUCGCCAAUCCGUCAGUUCGUCGCACCGCCAGUCCGUGUGUGUGCCAGUGUGUGUGAGCUGUUCCCUGCGGCAAAAGGCAACCCUGUCACAGUCACAGUCACAGUCAGAGUCCGAAAGCGAAAACUGUCGCUCAAAUUGAGCCAGCGAUUUGUCGUUUUCUAUGCAAAUCAUUACUCACAUUGCGCGAAAAAGAGCGUAGUAUUUUUAUUUCGCUAAAUGUCGACACGAGGCUCACGUUGCUGUUGCCCGAGCUGAGCAGAGCACCAGCAGCAGCAGCAGCUACAAUAACAAUAACAAUAAUAAUAGGAGCAGCAGCAACAAUAGGAGCAGCAGAAACAGAGACUUGCGAGAGUCUGUAACCCGAGUCGCCUUGCACGGCAGAGGAGGAGCAAAAGGCAGAAAAGCGCAGAAAAACAGAGAAACAGCCAGCAGAUUGUAUCUGUAUCUGAAUCUAUAUCUGUAUCUGUAUGUAUAGUCGCGACUUGCGGCUCGUUUUGUGUUUUGUGUGCGCACAUUCGUGUAUGUGUAUCUCGGGCCGCGUCUGCGACAAAGCGAAAAAGUAAUCACCAUCUAAAGGGAAAGAAACAAAUACAAAAAGUCUGCAACUCCCUCGCACCGCACCGGACUCUCCCGAUCAAUCAGAGCUCUGAUAAAUAAGCACCCGGAAAGUGGAGAGGUAGGAAGGUAGUGCCAGUGGCUUUCCGGCGAGGUUCAACCACAAACAGCUGAGUUGGCUCAGUGCUGAGGAGCUCAGUGAAAGGAUCUCCUUUUGACCUCCGAUCGAGGGUCUGCACUCGCUCUGCCAAUUAGGAAUCUAGCCACACCGGGCAGCCAUGGAAUACCUUUGCAUACUAAACGCCUUCGAGCAGAACUACUACAACCGCAUCAAGGAAAUCGAGCGCCUGGCGGCAGCAGCAUCCGCCUCCUCCUCGUCUGCCUCCUCCACCGUUUCUACCUCGGCCGCAUCCUGCUCCAGUGGUCCGUCCACAUCGUCAGCCACCUCGUCCACGGCCAGUUCGCCCACCUCCACGGCGAGGGAAAUGGCCCAGGCGGCAGCUGCCCUGGCGGCCACUCAGAGGCUAGCCGCUUACCAGGGACACGGACAGCCGCCGCCGAGCAUGUUCUUCCACGAGCAGCAGCUGCAGCCUGCCUUUCCGCUCCACUCAGUGUCCCUUCACCAGCCACAGCAUCUGCAGCCGACCGCCGAUCCCAACUCCUCCAACAGCCUGCUCUGGCAGCCCUGGCGCGAUCUCCAGCAGGCGGCUGCAAUGCAUCACCAGCUCUACAGGCAGCAGCAACAGCAGCAGUCGCACAAAGAGAUGCGCGUUACGUCCAAGGAGCUGCCAACCACCAAGUGGCGUCGAGAGCGUCGCCAGCGGGCUGCCGAGUACCAGGUCCACGAUGGCGGCAGUGGCGAUCGGGAUCGGGAACGGGAAAGAGAGAGGGAUCGCGACAUGGACAGCCCCAUUGACAUGUCUGUGACGUCGGGAUCUCUGAAGAUCCACCAGCAGCAGCUACGAGCUUCGCCCCCGCCGCCGUACCGCGAGCCCCUGCCGGGCACCCUAUACACGGCAAAUAGCCGGCCCAGCGUCAUCACCCAAGCGCCCCCCAAGCGGGAGCCACUGGAAGCAGCUCACUCCUCUGACGUGGCGAUAUGCGAUAUUGAUGAGCACUUCCGGCGCUCGCUGGGCGAGAACUACGCCGCGCUCUUUUCCAAGAAGUCGCCGACGCCUACGCCCACACCCACGCCGUCUCCCAGUGGCAGUUCCAAACAGCAGGUUUCGCCCCUAGGGUACGGAACCGUAUUGAUGGCCAGCCCAACAUCAACAGUAGUAGCAGCGGCAACUACCUCGCAUCCCUUCCACCAGCUAGGCCCCACGCUGCCCAAGGCGGUUCUGCCUAUGAUGAACUCGCCGCCCUUGCAGCGCUCAGCCACGGAGUCGCCGCAGACGGAGCUACCGCCUCCACAAGAGGAGCCACUACCGCUCUCAUUGACCUUGAAUCGCUCCCAAACACCACCGUCGCCCCCACCAUCAGCAACGGGAAUUGGAGUUGGAAUGGGACUUCUAGGACCCGGAACUGCAGCCGCAACAUCCUCCGGUCAGGUAGUGGAAACAGUUGUGGGCUUAAAGCGUAUCCUGGACACUCCGCAUCACACGCCACCGAGAUACAGUACUCCGCCGCCGCCAGCAUACGGGGCUCACAACGGGACAGGUGGUUCUGUUGUGACGCCAACUCCAAUUCCGACCCCCACUCCCACACCAACGCCGAACCAGACCGCCACCCCCAGCGUCACGCCCACCAUGCCGGCGAUCAUUCGUGUGAAGGCUGAAACGGGACUAGCAGCGGCCGCCGCUUCCUCGGCCCAGACGCCACCUGCCUCGCCCACCUCGUCCUCGAACAUCUCGAUAUUCACCAAGACUGAAGCCUCGGUUGACGACCACUUCGCCAAGGCGCUGGGUGACACCUGGAAGAAGCUGCAGAGCGGGCACAAAGAGUAAUAUCACCGGUAGCAGGAAACCCAUCCCACACUGAUCCAGAUCCUCAUCCUGAUCCCGUGCCCCGUGGAGGUGCUGAUCACGAUUCAACUCAAGAGCUGUUCUUAUUAUAAAUAUUUCAAACUAUACAAUUAACGUUUAAAGAUCUCAUGCUGAUGUGAACGGAAGUUCUUUAACUGCGAGUGUAUUACAAGUUUCAUAUAUAAUGAUUUUACUGAUUAUUAACGGAUGAUACGGAUAUAUGAUAUAUGGAUAUAUGUUUAUGGCAAAGUGUAUACGUACAAGUGACAUUUUUAUAUUCUUAAUUACUAGUUUGUAGAGAUUAAUCCUUAAAAACAUACCUAUUAAAAAUAAGGGAAAAAUUUUAAAA